AUGUACAUACUGAUGCUACUGUUUCUCUCCGGAGCUGGUGGUGACUGGGUGGAGAUAUCACAGAAUCAUUACCGCAAUGAAAACCCAAAGCCGUUUACAAGGCGCGUUGAAGCGGACGAAAGGACCACAGCUAUAGCUGUGUACAGGAAUCAUUCAGUACUGGAAAAACAUAAGAAAAUAGGUGUUGUGGAUAGAGUGCAAAAUGUAGCUAACAUUAAGAGGGUUCAUAUCCCUAGUGUUAAAACUACUUCCAUUCCCAAAGAUAAAAUCAUAUUGAACAGCAGAGCCACUCAUGAACAGAAACACAGCCACUUGGAGUCGAAACUUAACGUGGCUCAUCAUCAUCAAUCAUCACUCAGCAGAUAUCAUGAAGAAGAGUUACCGAGCAACACUGAUCACAGACAUACAGAACAUUCAUUCGAAAAAAACUCAGACGAGUCUUCAUUUCCCAAUGUUCAUAUUACACAAAACACUAAAAUAGACAGACAACAAACUGUAACCGUACCUUUGUCAACAAAUACAAUAAAUAAAGAAAAUUUAUUUGGAAAUGUAAAUAACGAAAAACCGAUAUCACCAACCUAUUCAGUUAAUCCAACACGUAAAACGAUAUAUUUUGACAAGUCAAGGACAUCCACAACGGUAAAGCCACCAAUCACUUAUCAAGAAAAAGUUAAUAAAAUUAGUGAUGAAGAUCAAAAAGAAAGUUUAACUGAAAAGCCGUUCGUAAGAGAUACAACGAAGCAACCACCUCUUCGCCGAAUUAAUAUUUCACCUGAAAAAAAUACACAAAAACCUCAGGAUAAUAUUAAAGACUUUGAUGAACAUGAUGAAAAUCAACAAAAACAUUACAAUAUGAACAAAGAAGAGCAACAAGUUAACACCAACUCAGAGGAAAUAUCUCACAAAACCAAAGGGAAUACUAUGAACACCGUGUGGAAGCUAGUGAAAACUUUGUGUUCAUCCACAGAAGAUCAUGUUGACCGUACAUGGCCGGACGAGGAGGAGCGUCCCUCACGCCGCGCCCGGGACACGGGCCGCGGACACGUUGAGUUCCCGUCUUCAGAAGGCGCUCUCAUGUCCAUAUCAUUUUUAACGUUCGCCGUAUUCCUCAUCAAAUUAGUGUUGCAAGUGAUCCAUACUUACAAGAACAAAACGAUGAUGGUGACUCCGGCUGUUGUGACGGCGGUAGGCCGAGCUGCUGCGGCUAUGAAAUCAAAAAAUCCUUAA
Danaus chrysippus (African queen) is the source of this 1227-nucleotide messenger RNA. NCBI's taxonomy places the organism in Eukaryota, Metazoa, Arthropoda, Insecta, Lepidoptera, Nymphalidae. The record is from the annotation of a GenBank genome assembly.